AUGGGAAUUAAUAUAUCUGUGGAUAAAAACAAGAGAAACAAAACAGCAGAUAAACAUAAAAAACAAAAACAUACAAGAAAUACUGAGGGAAGUGCUGCUAAUAGUAAACAACAAGAAUUUAAAUAUAUCGAAGGUCGAAAGUUUUAUGAUGUUAAUGUUGUACCAUAUGUAAUGCCCGCAGAUACUGAAGAGGAUGAUCGUUUACAUCAACAACAUUUCACGCUCAAACACAUUUGUGGAGGAAACUACACGGCUCCGAUUGCUGAUAUAAUAAAACCUGGAAGUAGGAUACUGGACUUGGGUUGUGGUCCAGGCCAAUGGACACUAGAAAUGGCACAAGAAUUCCCACAAGCAGAAGUAUUCGGCAUCGAUAUAAACGAGGGUUUCCCAACUACUAUCAAACCGGCAAAUUCACGUUUCAUAGUCGGUAAUGUCACGGAACGCUUACCUUGGGAGGAUAACUACUUUGAUUUUAUUUGGGUACGAUAUUUGUUCGUUGGAAUUAUGGAUGCAGAUUGGCAGAAUUUAUAUCAUGAGAUUAAGCGUGUGUUAAAACCAGGCGGAAUACUUGAACAUCAUGAGUGUGAUGGACUUACCGUAAACCCUGGUCCGAAAUUUAGAAAAAUGUUUGGAUAUUUUGAAGGAGCAUUUAAUUCACGUGGUCUAUGCUUUCGAUUGGCGUGUGAACUAAGCCAACGAAUUACGAUGGCUGGAUUCGAAGAUGUACACUCAUCGCACAUAUCUGUAGCAAUUGGAAGACAAGGAGGUAAAAUUGGAGAGAUAUGGGCAGCGAAUUUAAAAGAAGGUACUUACGCUAUGAAACCUUGGCUCGCGAAACUUACCAGUUGGACAGAUAAGGAGUACGACUCGGUAGUUCAAUCUAUUUUCGAUUAUGAAAUUUUCGAAUAUGAUGAUCAUCAUAAUCAUCAUAUGGUAUGGGCUCGGAAAGCUUAA
Molecule: messenger RNA, 954 nt
Organism: Ambispora gerdemannii
Lineage: Eukaryota; Fungi; Glomeromycota; Glomeromycetes; Archaeosporales; Ambisporaceae
Source: the annotation of a GenBank genome assembly